Cooperia oncophora is the source of this 306-nucleotide messenger RNA. The record is from the annotation of a GenBank genome assembly. NCBI's taxonomy places the organism in Eukaryota, Metazoa, Nematoda, Chromadorea, Rhabditida, Trichostrongylidae.
AUGGCGAACAUGAGCAGGAAGCUCAACGAGUUGACCGCUUUACACAAACAGAACAGUGACUUGCUAGCCGAUAUCGACCGUGUGCUGGUUGAAGAGAACCGGAGUGAUGUCGAUCUUCGUCAUCAGCUUCGAUCAGAGCGUGUGCGAUUAGCCAGCGACGAACUGGUGGGACCAUUCGUUCAGGAAAUGUCAAAGCAUCUUGGUGAUCUCAAACAGGCCUCCGAAGUCGACAAAGCGCUUCGAAACCUAUUUGAUUCAAACCAGAAGGCCAUCGAUAUGCUCAGUAAGAGUGAGGUAAAUCUCUGA